Messenger RNA from Conger conger (European conger), 1053 nucleotides. RefSeq names its product beta/gamma crystallin domain-containing protein 1-like. The record is from RefSeq and is a predicted model, not a curated record. The coding region runs from base 1 to 1053 and encodes 350 amino acids. Gene Ontology annotation, biological process: visual perception; lens development in camera-type eye. NCBI's taxonomy places the organism in Eukaryota, Metazoa, Chordata, Actinopteri, Anguilliformes, Congridae. Gene Ontology annotation, molecular function: structural constituent of eye lens. The transcript has 6 exons.
AUGACCAUGGGCAAGAUCACCUUCUACGAGGACAGGAACUUCCAAGGUCGUUCCUAUGAGACCAGCGGUGACUGUGCUGAUUUCAGCCCCUACCUGAGCCGCUGUCACUCCUGCAGGGUGGAGAGCGGCUGCUUCAUGGUCUACGACCGUCCCAGCUACAUGGGGAACCAGUACUUUGUGAGGAGGGGAGAGUACCCUGACUAUACCCGCAUGGGCAUGAGCGACUGCUUCAAGUCCUGCCGCAUGAUCCCCAUGCACAGAGGACAGUUCAGGAUGAGGAUCUACGAGAGGGAGCAGUUUGGAGGUCAGAUGAACGAGAUGAUGGAUGACUGUGACUCCAUCAGGGACCGUUACCGCAUGUCUGACUGCCAGUCCUGCAAUGUGAUGGACGGCCACUGGCUGAUGUACGAACAGCCCCACUACAGAGGCAGGAUGAUGUACAUGAGGCCUGGGGAGUACAGGAGCUUCAGAGAUAUGGGAUACAGCAACAUGAGAUGGAUGUCCAUGAGGCGCAUCAUGGAUACCUCAGCUGUUUCUGAUCUUGUCUGGUCUGAUUGGAACUUCCAAGGUCGUUCCCAAGAGACCAGCGGUGACUGUGCUGAUUUCAGCCCCUACCUGAGCCACUGCAACUCCUGCAGGCUGGAGAGCGGCUGCUUCAUGGUCUACGACCGUCCCAACUACAUGGGGAACCAGUACUUUGUGAGGAGGGGAGAGUACCCUGACUAUACCCGCAUGGGCAUGAGCGACUGCUUCAGGUCCUGCCGCAUGAUCCCCAUGCACAGAGGACAGUUCAGGAUGAGGAUCUACGAGAGGGAGCAGUUUGGAGGUCAGAUGUACGAGAUGAUGGAUGACUGUGACUCCAUCACGGACCGUUACCGCAUGUCUGACUGCCAGUCCUGCCACAUGAUGGACGGCCACUGGCUGAUGUAUGAACAGCCCCACUACAGAGGCAGGAUGAUGUACAUGAGGCCUGGGGAGUACAGGAGCUUCAGAGAUAUGGGAUACAGCAACAUGAGAUGGAUGUCCAUGAGGCGCAUCAUGGAUACCUGUUAA